Gamsiella multidivaricata is the source of this 951-nucleotide messenger RNA. RefSeq lists its product as uncharacterized. The record is from RefSeq and is a predicted model, not a curated record. Bases 165 to 902 code for a protein of 245 amino acids. The transcript has 4 exons. NCBI's taxonomy places the organism in Eukaryota, Fungi, Mortierellomycota, Mortierellomycetes, Mortierellales, Mortierellaceae.
AGAUGGAUGGUUGAUCAUUCGCCAGUAUAAUGGUAUUUUGUCUUUAAGAAUGCCAAUUCACGACGCCAUAAUGGCCGACUACAACGUUGAAUGGGGGUACACAUCAAUGGAGAAGUUGCAACCUCACAAAUAAGUGGUAAUGCAUCUCAUCUAUGCACUAGGACAUGACAACUUCUUGGUCCACGUGUCAUCGUUCACACCACAUCUACCGUCACCGUUGCACGUCAGCACAGUCCCGAUGGUCACCACAACACGCUCCAGUUAAUCCUUUGCCAGAUCCCGUACCACAAUAUCCAGGAGUCGACCCAAGGAACUCACAUCCCAGAUGUCCCUCACAACCCCGACGUCACUCUCCAGCCUCGAGCAGUUUACAUGGGCCUCACCGCUCGGACCAACCAUGGAGCCUGACGAAUAUGUCUUCAUCCUCAGCUGUCUUCAGCCCUAUGCGGACAUGGCGCGCCUCUGUCGGUUGGCCCAGAAAAACUCUACAACGUGCUGUAUCGGCUCAUUACAACCACUAUCACAUCUGGGCUGCCAUCCAGGCUGUUAUUUGGGGAGGAGCCUUGACUGCCGUCGGUCUGCGUCAGAACAACAUUGUCCGCAACAGUCGCUGGCCAAACUCACGGCUAGCUUCGGCAUGUGUAGUGGUUCUCGGCUGCAUAUUCACGGCAUCAUGUGCAGUUAAGACUUCAGAGUUCAUCAAAGCGAUUCCACGAGGAUAUGAUGUAGUCAAGGUCAGAAACGACGAUGCAGGCACGGACCAUUUGUUCCUCAUCCGACGCGAUUUCAAUCGGAAAAGCGACCCAAGGAUUGUACCCAUGUAUCUGCUUUCAGGAUUGGGACUUGGGACGAUGAUCAUGGGCGCACGUAUUGCGUUCAAGAUGAGGAAGGCCAUGCGCUGAUUCUAUAGCAGGGGUAUGGGAGGUAUUCCACAUAGAAAUGAUGGAAUAA